Molecule: messenger RNA, 2136 nt
Organism: Acanthochromis polyacanthus (spiny chromis)
Lineage: Eukaryota; Metazoa; Chordata; Actinopteri; Pomacentridae
Gene: svip
Product: small VCP interacting protein
Exons: 4
Coding region: 658-900 (80 amino acids)
Biological process (GO): negative regulation of retrograde protein transport, ER to cytosol; positive regulation of autophagy; negative regulation of VCP-NPL4-UFD1 AAA ATPase complex assembly
Cellular component (GO): endoplasmic reticulum membrane
Source: RefSeq, a predicted model, not a curated record
CCACCCACAUCAGCUAGUCACAUUCAAAAUCCUCCUACGCAGAUUAUUAUGCAGUGAACAAAAAUUAAUAAGAACAGCACUACUUACGUUUCGCCAACUUUUAAAAACAGUAGUACUCUUGUAGUCUUUUAAUUGCUGCUAUUGCAGUUUGGUAACUCUUGUGUUUAGAGCAUGCUAGCAGAAGACCCCAACAGUAGCGUACCUUGACGUUAGUGAACACACCUUAGCGGAUUUGUCAGCCAGUUGAACUCGGACCAAAACAAACUCAGAGGGAAAAACAUUCGGCUUAGUCAUCUGACUUUCAAACAGCUAUUUCCCAAAUGCCGCGGCAGCUAAACAAAAGGUGUGAGAAGAAGUAAAUAACUGUGCCGCUUUCAGAGCUAACUUGGCUUGUAGUGUUAGCUUACGCUAGCCGUUAGCUAGAAUGCUAACAUUGCUAACAGACGCCGUUGGUGCCGUUAGCUAGCUGGGAACGUUAUGCCAGAUGAUCCAGCAGCAGCCGCUGGAAGUAGAAGCUGCUGCUUCUUUUGCCUUAACUAUCAGCCCAGCAGUUUGAGACGGGCCUACCGGCUAGUUAGGUAGCUAGUUAGGCUUAUCUGAGACAUUUAAAACUGAUUUUCUACGUUGCCUUUUACUGCCUGGAAUAAUAACUCCAGUAUGGGGAUGUGCUUACCGUGCCUUGGUGGAGCCGCGGACGACGUGGUUGUCACUCCAGAUCCGGAGACAAGGAGGCGACAGUUAGCUGAAGCCGCAGAGAAGAGACAAAAAGAGACAGCAUACAGGGGUGUUAAAAAUCCAGAAGCAGUCGAGAGGAAAAGGAAAAAACAGGAAGAAGUUGAGAAACAGGCGAUGACCACCUCUGUGUCUGGCGGUGGUGGAUUGAAGUGGCAGGUUGGCUGAAAAUCCUGGACGGUAAAGUCUGAACUCUGAUGUCCAAAACUACAUGAAGUAUUGCUGCAAAAUCACUUGAAGAUGUUGGAACUGCUGUCCAUUUUUACUUUUUUCUUGCCUGUUUUUAACAUGUUAUGAGACAGACGGUUAUAGUUGUCUGACAUCAUGAAAACGCAUCUGAAGCUGCCCCACACAAAAUACAGAAGUAUUUGCCAAGUUUAUACAAGCCACUUUUGACGAGUCAGGGAUGGCACAGUAACUGUAAGCAAACAUACUUUGUGUACUACUUUAUUAGUUUUAUUUCACAGUUGAUUGAGCAUAAUCUUACAGCGAUUUCCAUUAGAUGACAUGGAGGCACAUGACUUUGAAGUUCAGUUGUAAAUUAAGAAAGAGCUGCCCUCAACAUUUUUGGUUUUCAUAGUUGAGGAUCAGUUUUCACUGUAUAUCCGUUAAUAUCCACAUUAUAUUUUGUGUGAAUUCUCAGAAAAUCCAAGCACCGUGUUGACACUUAAUCACUUUGUUUAGGACUGUUUUUUUUGGCAACACAAAGACUAGUGCAAAAAAUGCUUCAACUUGACUACUGAGGUAUGCUGGUGACCAGUAAAGUGCAUGUCACAUGGCAGUCACUUCUUUUUUCUUGCGUAUCUCUAAUAUUGUGGUGAGACUAGUGUAUGUUUCACAAGCUGGUCCAUACAUGGCGUAACAUCACUCGCUAAUUUGGUGAUUGCGUCAGUAAGCACAAACUACACUUGACAAAAAGCUGGUAAAUAAUUGAAAACACUAAGACAAAAUAAUGGAAGCAGUGAUGUCUAUUGCACUUUACACUAGUCUUUGUCCUGCUUUCAUGGAGCCCUUUUUUGUUUUGUUUUUUCUUUGCACAUUGAAUUGCAAUUUAUGCAAAACACUGAUGUGAUGGCUGCUUAAUAUAUAUGAGAUAUGAAAUGUAUUUGUGAAUUGCCACAAUACAAUAUGAAGCUUUUGUUAGACACCUAUUUGCACACAGUCUGUCAAUAGUUGGCAAACAGCAAAUACACUUGGGAGAUUCGUGUCAGCUCCAGUGGAAACCGGAAGAGACUGAAGGAAGAGAAGGACAAACAGGUUGUGGAAUAUUUACGUUGACCGGCUUAAUUGAGUGCAUUUCUUACAGCCUUUUCUUGAACCUUAAAUGCUUCCGGUGCCCUUGCCAUUUUGUAGAACAGGAAAUCUAGCCAAUGUUGUUUGCUACAAUAAAUCACAUUUCUGCUA